AUGGUUAUUAAAACUAAUACGACUAGCAAGCCUGUCAUAUUGGAAUCAAAUUUGUCUUCAGGAGCUGGUAUAAUAAUUGAGUUUCGUUCUAAUAACUAUCUUAUUGCUAUUAUUCUAAAUGUUUUUCAUAAUAUACCUUCAAACUGGAGUAUUCAAUUGUUUCAUGGAUCGUCCAAUUAUGAAUUCAUUAUGAAUUCGACAUCUUUGUCACAGUUCAUAAGGACUGGACGACUUAUUUUAACUCAAUUACCAGAAUACACUGGAGCUAAUAGACAACGUCAUUCCUUUCUUAAUCGAUUGUUAACAAAUGAAUCAUUCUGGGAACGUGUAAUUAAUGUAGAAAAAGUCCUUUUCUUUCAACUUGAUACCGUUUUUUGCUCAAAUUCUCCGUAUAAAUUUUCCGAUUUUCUCGAAUGGGAUUAUAUUGGAGCACCAUGGUCUUAUUCAUGGAUAAAUAUGACUGGUGGUUCACUUGUUGGAAAUGGAGGAUUUUCACUUCGUAGUCGAUCGAAAACACUUGCAUUAAUAAAGAAAAAGCCUUACAGUAUAUCUAUAUAUGAAGAUCUUUACUUUGGAAAAUACAUGCCACUUGUUGGUGGCAGAGUAGCUUCAUUUGAAAUAGCACAAAAAUUCUCAUCCGAAGGUCAUCAUUAUGUAAAUUCUAUGGCUAUUCAUAAACCAUUUGGUGACAAUUAUGGUCGAAUAUGUCAACUUUGUCCUGAAGCAAAUCUUAUUCCACCUUUUUGCCGUUCUCAACCUCCUCCGUACUCGUUUUCAGCAUGA
Rotaria sp. Silwood2 is the source of this 783-nucleotide messenger RNA. The record is from the annotation of a GenBank genome assembly. NCBI's taxonomy places the organism in Eukaryota, Metazoa, Rotifera, Eurotatoria, Philodinida, Philodinidae.